AUGGCUUCUCCCCGCCCUCACGGCUUUGCUCCCCAAGGCUACGCUCUUUCCAACGGUGCGCCUCAGGCAGCUCCGGCGCCCGGAGCCACGCCGCUCCUCCCUAACAAUGGCAGAGUGAUUCAGAAUGGGCCUACCCGGAUCCUGUGUAUUGCCGACGUCCGAGGAAACCUGAAGUCUCUAAAUGAGCUUGCCAAACAGGCUCGCGCUGACCACAUUAUCCACACUGGAGACUUUGGUUUCUAUGACGAUACUUCUUUGGAGCGCAUUGCGGACAAGACUUUGAAGCACGUGGCCCAAUACUCCCCUCUUUUGCCUGAGAACGUGAAGCGUACUAUUGCGCAAGUUCCCCCUCAGCAGUCCAUUAAGCAACGUUUCACUCCGGACCAACUGCCUCUCUCCGAGCUUCCCAUGCUCCUUGACAAGCGCAUUACUCUCGACGUACCAGUUUACACAGUUUGGGGUGCCUGCGAGGAUGUUCGCGUGCUGGAGAAGUUCCGAUCUGGAGAAUACAAGGUUGACAAGCUGCACAUUAUUGAUGAAGCCAACUCACGACUGCUGGACAUUGGCGGUGUGAAGCUGCGUCUGCUCGGUCUGGGUGGUGCUGUGGUUAUGCACAAGCUUUUUGAUAACGGCGAAGGAAAGACAACCAUUGCCGGUGGCCAGGGAACUAUGUGGACUACACUUCUGCAGAUGGGCGAGUUGAUUGAUACCGCCAACCGAGUCUACGACCCAUCGGAGACUCGUGUCUUCGUUACUCACGCCUCCCCUGCCCGCGAGGGUAUGCUGAACCAGCUCUCUGUCACACUCAAGGCUGAUUUCUCUAUUUCUGCCGGUCUUCACUUCCGCUACGGCUCCUCUUACAACGAGUUCUCCGUCAACCCUUCACUGGAUCACUACCGUGGCAAGCUUGCUGCCUCCAAGGCCUCUUUCACCGAUGUCUGGGAAACUGUUCGUGGUGAGGUUGAGUCGGCCAUCUCUUCGAAUGAGGCUCAGAAGACUCUGUUGGACAAUGCUCUCGACGUGGUCAACAAGAUGCCAUCUAUCGCCAACGGUGGUAAUCCGUUCGGUGGCCCAGUUGCUGCUGGCAAUGCCGCCGGUCAGGUCGAUGAGAGCGCCUUUAAGAACAUGUGGAACUUCAACUUGGCCGAUGCCGCCUUCGGUUACUUGGUUCUUGAGAUCGAGGGUGGACGAAUUGCGACCGAGAUGCGCGCACAGGGUUUCAACUUCGCUCACCGUAGCGGCAAGCCUGCUGUAGGCGGUGGUCCCCAGGCUGUCUCUGGUGGUAUGCCCGCCACUACUGCUUCGCCUGCCCCAACUGGUGCUGGUCGCCCUUCUGUUACUCCUCAGUUUGGCCAGGCCCCACCUGCUCGGGCUCCUGUCUCUGGCCAGCAGCAAGGUCAGCCUAAGACCCAGACUGCUCGAGGUUCCCCAAUUCCCGUUAUCCCCAAGGCCCCUAGCCCUCAGGUUUCAGUUCCGCCCGCGACUCAGCCAGCUGUUGAGGAGAAGGCUGCAGCUGAUCUCAAUGGCUCUAUCCAGUCGGAGAAGACCGGUGAUUCCCCCGCUCCUCGUACUGCCGAGAAGAAGCCAAGCAAUGUGCUCUUCCUUGCAGGUGUCGACAACGAACAGGCCGCGCGUGACUUGCUUUCUGAAGAAGACAUCCUCAAGCUCGAGAAGAUCGAGAAGUACGGCAAGUUCAAUCACACUGUGACCUUCCUCACUGUGGAAGAUGCAAAGGCAGUACUUGACCGCCAGUCUAUUGAGAACAAGAAGCCCUCAGUUGGAGGUCAGACUCGCAAGCCCCAGUUCAAGUUCUUCGAGGACCGUUCUCGUGGACAGGGCAAUGCUGGUACCUGGCAAAGCAGCAGCCGCGGCGGUGGUACCUCCGGCCCUCGCUCCAACUACCAGAGUGCCAGUGAUAGCGAGGGAGCUCGCCGGGGUGGAUUUAGUGGUCGCGGACGUGGACGUGGUGACCGUACCCGUGGACGUGGUGGUGGUCGCGGAGGUUACAAGGGAGGCGCAUCUAACGACUCCCCUGCUUCAACUCCCUCCGGUGAUAAGCCUGCCGCAUCUGGAGAUGCUUAA
Penicillium malachiteum is the source of this 2082-nucleotide messenger RNA. RefSeq lists its product as uncharacterized. The record is from RefSeq and is a predicted model, not a curated record. The transcript is spliced from 4 exons. Lineage: Eukaryota; Fungi; Ascomycota; Eurotiomycetes; Eurotiales; Aspergillaceae. The coding region runs from base 1 to 2082 and encodes 693 amino acids.